This is a messenger RNA of Erythranthe guttata (spotted monkey flower), 2418 nucleotides long. NCBI's taxonomy places the organism in Eukaryota, Viridiplantae, Streptophyta, Magnoliopsida, Lamiales, Phrymaceae. The record is from RefSeq and is a predicted model, not a curated record.
CACACUUGACGUGUGUGCAAUAUACACAACAUAAACAAUGCCAAAGAAUCUCAACUUGCCAUUUUACUCACCGACUCCUAAAAAGAGUACAUGCUCUAAACGUGAGUCGUUUCUUUCAACACACUUCUUCUCUCUCUACUCUCUCUCUCUCUUAAUUCCCACAUCUACACGUUGAAUGCCCUAAUUCCCAAUUCCACAGUCUUCAAACCCUCGAUUCCACUUGAAGGCCAAGAUCUGCUAAUCGCCCCAAUUCAGAUCUGCUAGGGUUAACAGUAAAGAUAUGGAAUUUCUUCACAAGUUGAAGAUCUGUACCUUGUUUGUUUUCGUAGCUUUUUUACAAUUAGGGCAGGGAUUUUAUCUCCCUGGUAGUUACCCUCACAAACAUGGAAUCGGCGAUUACUUGAACGUAAAGGUGAAUUCUUUGACCUCAAUCGACACCGAAAUACCCUUCAGCUACUACGACUUGCCCUACUGCCGCCCAAAGGAAGGGAUCAAGGACAGUGCGGAAAAUCUCGGCGAACUCCUCAUGGGCGAUCGAAUUGAAAAUUCUCCGUACAGGUUCAAAAUGUACACGAACGAGACUCAGAUUUUCCUCUGCCAAACAAAGCCUCUAUCCACCGAGGAAUUCAAGCUCUUAAAAAAGAGGAUCGAUGAAAUGUACCAGGUGAAUGUCAAUCUAGACAACCUGCCCGCGAUUCGCUACACGAAGAAAGAAGGGUUUAUGCUGAGGUGGACCGGUUACCCGGUCGGUGCGAAAGUGCAAGAAGGCUACUACGUCUUCAAUCACUUGAAAUUCACCGUUCUCGUUCAUAAAUACGAGGAGACGAAUAUGGCUACUGUGAUGGGCACAGGCGAUGCUGCUGAGAUCAUCCCCACUGCCAGCAAAAAAACGGGUUCCGACCCGCCCGGUUACAUGGUUGUUGGAUUCGAGGUUGUCCCUUGCAGCUUCCAGCACAAUGCCGGCUCCGUAAAGAACCUGCACAUGUACGACAAGUACCCUUCCCCAAUCAGCUGCGAUCCGGGCACAGUAGCAAUGCCUAUCAAAGAAAACGAGCCGUUGACUUUCUCGUACGAGGUCUCAUUUGUGGAGAGCGAUAUCAAGUGGCCUUCGAGAUGGGAUGCUUAUUUGAAGAUGGAGGGUGCAAAGGUGCAUUGGUUCUCGAUCUUGAACUCGUUAAUGGUGAUCACUUUCUUGGCUGGAAUCGUGCUCGUGAUUUUCUUGAGAACCGUGAGAAGGGAUCUUACUAGGUACGAGGAGCUCGACAAGGAAGCUCAAGCCCAAAUGAACGAGGAGUUGUCUGGGUGGAAGCUUGUAGUUAGUGACGUUUUUCGAGCUCCUGCUUAUCCGUCACUGUUGUGCGUUAUGGUAGGUGACGGAGUUCAAAUACUCGGAAUGGCAGUUGUCACGAUCCUAUUCGCCGCCCUCGGAUUCAUGUCACCUGCCUCACGUGGGACCCUCAUAAUCGGGAUGCUCUUCUUCUACAUGGUACUCGGAAUCGCAGCUGGUUACGUGGCGGUUCGUCUGUGGAGGACUAUAUUUUGUGGGGACCACAAGGGGUGGGUCGGGGUUUCGUGGAAGGUUUCUUGUUUCUUCCCUGGAAUUGCGUUUCUUAUACUCACGACUUUGAAUCUACUGCUAUGGCAUAGUAAUAGCACGGGGGCUAUUCCGUUUUCGUUGUUCGUGAUUCUUAUUUUGAUGUGGUUUUGCAUCUCGGUUCCUCUUACACUCGUCGGUGGCUAUUUUGGUGCGAAGGCAUCCCAUAUAGAAUAUCCCGUUCGGACCAAUCAGAUUCCUCGGGAGAUUCCGCCUCAGAAAUACCCGUCUUGGCUUCUGGUUCUUGGAGCGGGUACCCUUCCGUUUGGAACACUUUUUAUCGAGCUUUUCUUUAUCAUGUCGAGUAUUUGGAUGGGGAGAGUGUACUAUGUUUUCGGGUUCCUCUUGGUUGUUCUUUUGCUAUUGGUUGUUGUUUGUGCUGAGGUGUCACUUGUGCUGACUUACAUGCAUCUAUGUGUCGAGGACUGGAAAUGGUGGUGGAAGUCUUUCUUUGCCUCUGGUUCGGUUGCGUUAUAUAUAUUUCUCUACUCGGUGAAUUAUCUGAUAUUCGAUUUGAAGAGCUUGAGCGGGCCCGUUUCUGCGACUCUGUACCUUGGGUAUUCGCUAUUCAUGGUUGUUGCGAUUAUGCUUGCAACGGGCACUGUUGGAUUCCUUUCUUCGUUUUGGUUUACGCACUAUCUGUUUUCUUCAGUGAAGCUGGAUUGAGAAAAGUUGAUUUCGGAGAAAAACAAUGGAGAUGAGUAGGAAGCAACUUACGGAAAUAUGUUGUUAGUUUUCGUGUUUUUCUAUGUCGUUUUUUUUUUGUUAGAGAAUUUGGAUCCAUAAUAAAAAUGGUUAUAAAGUUUUUGUAGCUUCUUUGUUUA